CUAUUUAAUGCUAGAGAAAUUGAGGUAAACACCGUAUUUUAAUUAUCUUGCAGUAACUAUAUACUUAAAAGAAUUUUUAAAAAUAUUCAAAUACUAUAUACCAAUAACGCAUGGAGGUUUCGCAAAGCAAUUCGGUGUGAAUGUUUGUUGGGUACUGUAUAAUAAUCCACCGAAUUGCUAAUUUGAAAAAGCUUGCAAUUUUAUUCCACAUUGAAUAUUUGUAUUUGAAUUUAAAAUGUUUGGCACUUUUAAAGCAUCACCCAAAAGGAAAAAGCAAAAAGAUGGAAGAAUGUGGAAUUUGUCAGGCAUUUUUACUGAACUGGGCACAUCGCAUAUGUGCAUUAAAUUUGCCGAAGAGAACAACCUGUUACCUAAAACUAUGAUGUGUCCUCUCCACAAAACUUGUAUGUUUCUAAAACAACCGGACCCCGAUCUAGUAGGAGAUUUCUACUGUAUCAAAGACAGUUGUAGAUCAAAAACAGUAAUUUCUCAAGCCCGAGGGACAUUGUUUGAAAAUACAGAUUUAUGUUUACCACGAAUUUUUUAUUUAAUAUAUUGUUUUGCACAACGAUUCGAUGAAAGUGCUGCACAAUUGGAGGAUUUCAUUCGAGGCAGCCGGAUGUCAAUCGACACUAUUCGAGAGUGGUAUGUUCACUACAGGCAAGUAAUUGCGAAAUAUCAAUUGUAUCAGCAGGAUCACAGAGGGAAAAUGGGUGGGCCACAGAAAAUCGUACGCCUUUACGAUUACAAAUUCGGGUUUGAAAAACAUGGCAAAGGAAUCUCAAUAGAAGGCGAUUGGAUCCUUGGCAUAAUGGAGGAAGGUGCAGAUAACUUAAUAUUCGAGUUAUGCCCUCAAGAUGAACACUCGUCUGGUAGCAUUAUGCCUCUAAUUCAAAAGCAUGUUAUCAGAGGUACUACCAUUUGUGCACACGCUGCAGGAAAAUAUGAUUUCACAUCAGACCACAAUUAUGUUAUUUGCAACAGAAAUACUUGUGAUAUACUUAACCCAAACGCAGCACAAAGGAGGUUAAUGAUUGGACUAUUUAAUGAGAAUAUAUCCAGUACUAAAAUUAUCUCUGCUGAAUCCAUAUUAGAACGUAUAUGGCGAAAAAACAUGGAGAAGAGAGGAGAGCAACCUUUCAAUGGCUUAAUAAAAGCACUUGAAUAUGUUUAUAAUUGUAAUUAAACGAAUUUACUAAACAUUUUUAUAAAAAUAUCUUUAACUGAAUUCAAAAAA
This is a messenger RNA of Ceratitis capitata (Mediterranean fruit fly), 1237 nucleotides long. RefSeq lists its product as uncharacterized. The transcript has 3 exons. Bases 236 to 1186 code for a protein of 316 amino acids. NCBI's taxonomy places the organism in Eukaryota, Metazoa, Arthropoda, Insecta, Diptera, Tephritidae. The record is from RefSeq and is a predicted model, not a curated record.